This is a messenger RNA of Chinchilla lanigera (long-tailed chinchilla), 901 nucleotides long. It is a transcript of the gene Asf1a, whose product is annotated as anti-silencing function 1A histone chaperone. Gene Ontology annotation, cellular component: nucleus. Gene Ontology annotation, biological process: DNA replication-dependent chromatin assembly. The record is from RefSeq and is a predicted model, not a curated record. Lineage: Eukaryota; Metazoa; Chordata; Mammalia; Rodentia; Chinchillidae. Gene Ontology annotation, molecular function: histone binding.
ACUUGGAGUGGAAAAUUAUCUAUGUGGGCUCUGCAGAAAGUGAAGAAUAUGAUCAAGUUUUAGACUCUGUUUUAGUGGGCCCUGUUCCUGCAGGAAGGCAUAUGUUUGUAUUUCAGGCGGACGCACCCAACCCAGGACUCAUUCCAGAUGCAGAUGCAGUUGGCGUCACUGUGGUGCUAAUUACUUGCACCUAUCGAGGUCAAGAAUUUAUUAGAGUUGGCUAUUAUGUAAAUAAUGAAUAUACUGAGAUGGAUUUAAGGGAAAAUCCGCCAGUAAAACCAGACUUUUCUAAGCUUCAAAGGAACAUUUUGGCAUCUAAUCCCAGGGUUACAAGAUUUCACAUUAACUGGGAAGAUAACACAGAAAAACUGGAAGAUGCAGAGAGCAGUAAUCCAAAUCUACAGUCACUUCUGUCAACAGAUGCUUUACCUUCAGCGUCAAAGGGGUGGUCCACAUCAGAAAACUCACUGAACGUCAUGUUAGAAUCCCACAUGGACUGCAUGUGACCACCUGCCAUCCCUUUAGUACAAAUUAAGCUAUUAAAAACAGAACUAUUUCCCUGAAAUUCCCUAAGUACAUAGUCAAGACACAAUGUGAAGAAUUUCAUCCUGUAGAAAGUUUGUAAGAAAACCAGUAUUUCAGCAAAUUGUGGAAUAUAAAUACAACUAUUUUUAAGUAAUUUUUUUCUCUAAUGCGUUAUUUUAUUUGUUCUGAAACUAAUCUGAUUAAAGCAUAUAUAUUAUUUUCUUCUCCUUUAUAUGUAAUUAAAGCACUUAAAAAAUAACGAAUCUUUCGACUAGAUUGUAAAGCUAUUUUAGCCUUGUAGACAGUAAUCUUUGGACCACUGUUUUAAUGGUUUGAACAAAGUUCACUUCUACUAAAAGGCUUCUUCCUGUGAAAA